AUGAUAAUAAUAAUAAUGGAAAAACUCCAGGAAUCCAAUACAUCCUAUCGUGUUGAUUCAAGUAAAAAAGAUCCAUCCGGUGCUGAUGACUACAAGUUUGUUAAGUUUAAAUGCACUUUUGGAAGUCAUCGUGCUCCCCGAGGUGCUGGCUUUAGGAACAGAGGGUUCAAAAGUACAUCAUGUCAGUCAAUAAUUCUAGUCCAGCGGAAAUCCAACGUAUACAUGAUAACCAAGUACAAAACUGUGCAUAACCAUCCCUGCACAGCAAGUUUUAUGUCCACCGAUGUAUCUAGACGUCGGUUAUCAUCACAAGAAAUGGCAAUUAUCCAACCGUUCAUUGAAAGGAAUACUGAUGUCCAUGA
Molecule: messenger RNA, 362 nt
Organism: Trichobilharzia regenti
Lineage: Eukaryota; Metazoa; Platyhelminthes; Trematoda; Strigeidida; Schistosomatidae
Source: the annotation of a GenBank genome assembly